AUGCGGUUCUUGUCUCUGUUCGGAGCCGCUGCGGCGGCGUGGCUAGCUGGUGCAAAUGCUCAGGACACAUCUGACGUGAAGAGCAUCCCCCUUCGCACGCAUUCUUUAGUGCAGCCAUACCUCGACUCGGACCUCCAGAGCAGGUGGUGGGACUUUGGCGGCGACACCAUCAUCCGCGCCGACAAGCACAUCCGUCUCAGCUCCGACCGUCCCUCGCAAUCCGGCUGGAUCUACUCGAGAGUGCCCCUGACCGCGACCAACUGGGAGAUCGAAGUCGAGUUUGACAUUAAUGGCCAGGGCAACCUCUUUGGUGACGGUUUUGCCAUGUGGGUGACGACCGACAGAGCCCAGCAGGGUCCCGUCUUUGGCAACAAGGACAUGUUUGAGGGGUUGGGCAUCUUUUUCGACACGUACAAGAACAACAGGCCUGGUGUUGUCUUUCCCUAUGUCAUGGCUAUGCUGGGCGACGGAAAGACUGUCUACGACCAGGGUCACGACGGCAAGGCCAACGAACUCGCCGGCUGCUCGGUACGUCCUCUACAGCCCCUAAAUCUCCUUUUCUGCUUCUUCGCUGACACUCUAUCUUUAGNNGCACGUGGUCUCCGUAACGCAAACAUCCCCACCAAAGCCCGCGUCACUUACUUCCAGGAGAAGUCACUCAAGGUCGAAUUGAUGUACAAGAAGGAAGACGAAUGGACCCCCUGCUUCGACGUCCCCGGCAUCAAGCUGCCCGGUGUCACCUACCUCGGUUUCUCCGCCGAGACCGGCGAGCUGUCCGACAACCACGACAUCAUCAAGGUCGAGACCAAGAACCUGUACAGCCCGAGCGGCGCAGCAGGCACCCCCAAGGAUUACAGCAAGAGCGCAUACAGACCAAACCAGUACGCAAAGAAGGAGGGCGGUGGCUGGGGCUGGUUCUUCCUGAAGUUUGUCAUUUUCGGCCUGGUCUUGACAGGAGCCUAUGUUGGAUUCACAGUCUUGCGCGCAAACAGAAGACGAGACAGAUUUUGA
Messenger RNA from Aureobasidium uvarum, 1011 nucleotides. The record is from the annotation of a GenBank genome assembly. Lineage: Eukaryota; Fungi; Ascomycota; Dothideomycetes; Dothideales; Saccotheciaceae.